This is a messenger RNA of Sycon ciliatum, 2556 nucleotides long. RefSeq names its product DNA repair protein RAD52 homolog. The transcript is spliced from 10 exons. Gene Ontology annotation, biological process: DNA recombinase assembly; double-strand break repair via homologous recombination; mitotic recombination. Bases 371 to 1936 code for a protein of 521 amino acids. Gene Ontology annotation, cellular component: nucleus. Lineage: Eukaryota; Metazoa; Porifera; Calcarea; Leucosolenida; Sycettidae. The record is from RefSeq and is a predicted model, not a curated record.
UGGAGUGGUGAUGCUGGAACGUGAUUCUAAAAUCAGGACUUCCUUCAAAUGCUAUCUGAAGCGAUCGAGGCAGAUAUUCCGAUAGGCAACUACAAUUCUAACAAAGUUUCUUCGUUUUCUUUGCAUUUGCGGUUGUCGGGUUUGAAACAGAUCACUGAGAAAGUAAAAUUGCAUGACUGCAUACAUUCUACAAACCUUCAAAAGUAAUUUCUAAGUCACUUCUGAAGUUCUGUUCAGUACUGAUGCUCAAGUUGACCAGCCUGUACAAUCUGAAGCUGUGGAAACUCACUGUGUAGAGCCUGCUGCAUGCCAAGUCGCUGAUCGUGAGUUUAUCACCCUACUGUCACUGUGCAGGCCAACGUCUUUGGGAAUGUUCGGACAGGUUCACUUCACGGAAGACGAGCACUCUGCCAUCCAGAGUGCACUCGAGAAGAAGCUAGGUUCAGAGUACAUAAGCCAGCGGUCUGGUGCCGGGGGCCAGAAACUCGCCUAUAUCGAGGGCUGGCGUGUGAUCGCGUUGGCGAACGAGACGUUUGGAUUCAACGGCUGGUCGCACUCCGUGACUCACCAGAACAUUGAUUUUGUGGACUUGCAGGGCGGAAAGUACUACGUGGGAGUCAGCGCCUUUGUUAAAGUGCAGUUAAAGGACGGUGUGUACCAUGAGGACGUUGGCUAUGGCGUGUCGGAGGGCAUGCGCUCCAAGGCACUCUCCAUCGAGAAGGCCAGGAAGGAGGCAGUCACGGACGGGCUCAAGCGGGCCAUGAAGAAUUUUGGCAAUUCGAUGGGCAACUGCAUAAGUAGCCGCGACUAUUUGAAAUUCAUCCAGCGCAUGCUCAAGGGAACCGGUGCGGCGGAUGCAUCAACUAACCUAACCGAGAGCGAUCUCCGGCAUCCGGGUGAGUUCAUCAAGCCUGUUGGCAGGAUGUCACCGUACGUUGCCGAGUCGUCAUCGCUGGUCGUCAGCACGGUGGCCGCGGCCAGUGACGAGAAUGCCGUGCCUCUGGCCAGCAGCACCCCGCAGCGCAGCCACCAGCAGGCCACGCAUACCACCAAUGCUGCUGCUGCACGCCGGUCUCACGGCGGUGGUGGAGAGCCGGCGCCUAAACGGCCUGCGUCAGCGGUCCACACGCCCGUCACUAGCAAAACUAACAACACGACCACUGCUGUGAGUGCCGGAACCAACGCUUCGUCCAUGUCCCCCAGUCUCGAUUCUGCGUGUGGCAAUGCACCCACUCCGCUCACGGAGUCAAGCAACAAGCCUCGGCCGCUUUCACCGUCGAAAAAACAAAAGCAACAACAGCCACAGAAUCAGCAACCGCAGUACUCAAAGCUAAAACAACCAGAGCAGCAGCAGCAACAACAACAACAGCAGCAGCAGCAACAGCAACAACAACAGCAGCAGCAGCAGCAACAACUACAACAACUACAACAACAACAACAAAAACAGCAGCAGCAGCAACAGAAUCAGCAGCAGUUACGUGCGAUGCAAUUGCAACAACGGCAAUUGCGAGCUCAACAGCUGCGCCAACAACACAGACAACCACAACAGCAGCAGAUACAGCAGCAGCAACUGGUCCAGCCACCACCACCACUGCAGCAACAGCACCAGCGGCGCAGUUCGACAUAUGAAGACCCCCAACUCCGCAAUCCGGGACGUGCAGCGAAAGGCGAAGUGGAACUCGCAGAGAAGCUUGCAGGUGACAUGCUAGGUGCUGACAGUUGCAAUCUCGUUACGGAAGAGGAUGAAGACUUUUGGAGACUCUCACAAAUCGCUACAGAUGUACCUGGUGAUGCAGGCCAGGCUGUUGCACCCGCUCAAGCUGGUGCCAUUGCUCCUCCUGCUGCAUUGAUGACUGGCAUGGGACCGGCUAUUGGCAGGACCAGUGCAGGCGAUGAUGCUCGUCAGAUGAUGAGAUAUGCAAAGCUGCCACGCUGAACCUGCUUAGCUGAAUUAUUGUGCGACCCAUCUAGAUGUCGCAGCUCUUGCUCAUUUGCUGACUCUCUCUCUCUCUCUCUCUCUCUCUCUCUCUCUCUCUCUCUCUCUCUCUCCUCCUCUCUCUCUCUCUCUCUCUCUCUCUCUCUCUCUCUUCCUCCCUCUCUCUCUCCCUCUCCCUCAAGUGGAGGAUGCAGAGCCUGACUUUCACCAAGGUACAUUUAGUAUGUGCAGCAUAACAUCUGUGGGACUGAAAUUCAAAAGAAAACUUUUCAGAAGCAAAUGCCCUCUUCCUUUUAGUCAGCACCACAUGUGUUCCACAUGAACUUCAUUCGAUGCUAUAUUACAGAGCAAGCAUUAUCGAAUGUUACUCCCUCACCUCACUUCCUAAUCACACCACCCAGGGCAUUUAGCCCACCUUUAUCCCGCUAACGGCUUUAUUGAUAAUGUACCGCUGAAUUGUUUCACUGCUUUUUAAAUCCUAGCAUGUCACAUGCAAGACUUAGAUUUUUUGCUGAAGUGUUAAGUUGAACUAUGGAGAAGUUUUAGAAUUGGUAAUCUCGUAUCAUUACCUUAUAUAAGUAAAGGAACCCUGUCGCAGAUAUUUCUGCUGGCAUGCCUCA